UUCCUCAAAUUUAAAAACGGCUUUUAUUUUAACAUGAAAUUAACGGAGGUGCUAUUUGCUAUUCCCGUUUACUUGUCCACUGGACCAUCUAGGCCCAGUCAAAACAAUGCAGGUUUAAAUAUUCAACACUUUAUUAAACCAUAACGGUGUCGUAUAGAAAAAAAACGUCGCUUCGGGUUUUAUUUCGGCAGUGGCCAGUCGUGUUAUUCAUGCGGCUCUUUUCGUCCUAGGUGGUCUAUCCGUGUAAGUACUCCCGUGGGUGUUUUUGUUUUGUUCUCGGUGACGGUUGGAAAUGGAGACAGCUAACGGUAGCCUGAGAGCGGCGGAGGGGAGCGGCUGAAAACACGAAAGAUAUCGAAAUUCAGCAAGGGGAAACGAAGUGGGUGUCGAUUAUUAAAAGAAUAACGGGAUUAAUACAUCUGUUGUAGGUGGACCGGUAACAUGGUGGAGUAGUAGGGGUCUCCGGUGUUGACGUUAUCGGGCGGCUCUGACCGACCGACCGACGGACGGUUUGCUCUCACCGGGGAGGCUAAUCAUGGCCCCGGGCUCGCUGGUGGCGGCCUGUCGCAGCCUGGCCCUCUCGACGUGGCUGCUGUCUUUCUGCUUCGUCCACCUGCUGUGCCUGGACUUUACUGUGGCCGAGCGGGAGGAGUGGUACACCGCCUUCGUCAACAUCACUUACGUGGACCCGGCCACCUCGGAGCUCCGUACCGAGAAGACGGAGUGCGGGCGAUACGGAGAACACUCGCCUAAGCGGGACGCCAAAGGGCUGGUGGUCCUACCUGCUUCCCCGCACGACCGCCAGGCCUGCGACCCCAACACCCGGUACUCGGUGCCCGGGCAGGCCGGGCCCUGGAUAGCACUGAUAGCCAGGGGUAACUGCACAUGCAAGGAUAAGAUCCGCCACGCUGCAGCCCACAACGCCUCGGCGGUGGUAAUUUUUAACGUGGGAUCCGCUAAUGCCAACGACACCAUCACAAUGCCUCAUGCAGGUACAGGUGAGGUGGUUGCCAUCAUGAUCCCUGAGCCAAAAGGCCGUGAGGUCGUGUCACUGUUGGAACGUAAUGUGACUGUCACCAUGACGAUCACCAUCGGGACAAGGAACCUGCAGAAGUAUGUGAGCCGAACAUCGGUGGUGUUCGUGUCCAUCUCUUUCAUUGUGCUCAUGAUCAUCUCUCUGGCCUGGCUCGUCUUCUACUACAUCCAGAGGUUCCGAUACGCCAACGCACGAGACAGGAACCAGCGUCGUCUUGGUGAUGCAGCGAAGAAAGCCAUCAGCAAGCUGCAGGUUCGGACCAUCAGGAAGGGUGACCAGGAGACUGAGGCUGACUUUGACAACUGUGCUGUCUGCAUUGAAGGUUACAAAGCCAAUGAUGUGGUUCGCGUUCUACCCUGCAGACAUUUGUUCCAUAAGAGCUGUGUAGACCCGUGGCUGCUGGACCAUCGCACAUGUCCGAUGUGCAAGAUGAACAUCUUGAAAGCCCUGGGCAUCGCUUUAAAUGCAGAUUGCCUGGAUGACCUGCCGCUAGAUUAUGACCUGGCUCUUGGUGGAGUGGGUGGGGUCGGAGUAGGUGGAGUCGGCGGAGUUGGGGCCCUGGCCCUGGAAGCCAUGGUGUCUGGGGCAUCAAGCGAUGGCACACUGAGCGAGGGCGGGUCCUCGGUGGUACUGGAUCCUGGUGUGCGACGGGUGGGGCUCCCACAGGAUUACCAAGAUCCUGACACCCUGAGGGACAGCCCUGUGACGGCCACCACUGACACACAUACAGGUGAGCUGCAGCCAAUGGCAAGCAGUGCCUCAGUGGCAUCCUUAGUGAUUGCCGUUGAAACAGGCCUGUCAGAUGAGGAGGGGUCCAUGGAGCAGUCUCAGCUGGGGGACAAGUCCUGAGAGGAGGCCAGCAGAACCAAAACAGGGCCAAAGCAGGCUUGGAUCAGGGUUUUUUUUUUUUUUUUUUGAAACAUGGGAACACAAGUGGGCCUGAACCAGGAACCAAAAGACUGACCUGAUAUGGCUCUAGUCUCACCUAGUUCUAAUUUAAACUGGUUCCAAGCAGAGUCUAAAUCCAGCAGCAUUUUUUUGCCUAGUUUUUCCUGUGUUUGACCGGAACUUGGUAGGCUGGUUUUGAAACAAUCCACUUUAUAUGGACCCCAGAUGGAUCCUAGCUCAGCUAAUCUAAGGUCUACACUACAUGAAUAAUGGUUUGGUUUAAAACUGAACUAUGUGAGGACGUGAAGAUGACUCACUGACCUGGUUAGGAUUCAUUGUUCCCGCUGAUGCACCUUGACCCGGCAUGACCCAGAGCCCAGGAUUUAACCUCAGCUAGCAUGCCAUGGUCGGAUCCUGGACCGUCUUAGUUAAGAUGGAGUUAAUGUGGGUAUUUUCCUGGGAUUAAGCUAGAGGUUAACUCCUGUUGUCGCUCCAUGUAGAUGUCUUACUUGACUAUCCAGACUUCUUUUACCCAUCAGCCUCAUCUUCCCUGACACACUUCCACUACAUCUAGUGGUAACCCAUCCUCUUUUUCUGGACUGUUCUUCACCUCCUGGUUUGUUGAACUUCGAAAGAGCAGAUGGGAUUUAAAUAAGCUAAGUGAAUUGAAUCUAGACUCAUGAUACAUACGGAUGAACCUCACUGAAACGGAGUUGAGCCUGAGGAAAGACGGUUGCCAAAAGACAGCAUACUCUUUGAAAGACGUUCCUCAAUAUUCCUUAAUUGGCGAAUGUAGAGGAGCUGAGUGUUUGAUGAAUGCAUGUGAACUCAAAGGUGUUUUCUAAAAUUGUCUGUGAGUGAUCUGCGCCAUGAAUUUUGACUUAUCUGCACAUUUCUACUUCAGUAAGGAGUACAUCUCUCUCUCUCUGGACAUUUGUGGAUUAUUCUGUUACCAGGUUUUUCCAGGUAGGGAGGCACAAACGGGAUGGGACACAGGUCCACUCACUCUCGUCCCCUUGGAAUAAUUUAUCUUGAUAAUUUAGCUAAUUUUAUUUUGGAGUCUGUCUGUUUGUAGAGCUCUUAUUUUGAUGUGAGUGAUAUGCAGUGACUGACUUUAUUUUGGAAGGUUAAUUUUGAAAGGACACAGCAAUUUCUUGAGGCGAUUAGUUCAGUUUUCCAACUUUUCUAGUGUUUUACUAAAAAGAUGAAGUUGGUUGGGCCGGUUACAGUGUUCCAGAAAGGGUUUGAUGGCAGUAUUGAAUAGCAACUACACACAGUAUUUUUUUCCUUCUCUUUCUUUUUGCGUGUUGGUAUAAUUCAAGCUUCCGUUAUCUUUACAGCAUUACUUAAUUUGGGUGGUUUCUCUUCUUGGCUUUUGUGCUACACAGGGUUCCUUUGUAUGUCUGAUAAACACUACAAAAUGCUGUUGACUGUUUUCAGAGCUGUAAAGAAAACUAUACACUACUACAGCUGUCUUUCCAUCAGUGUAUUUUUCUGUGCAUUUUGAAGCAUUGGUAAAUGGAAAUCACAAAAUUCGGUAAAACAUCCUCAGUUUCACUCACUUGAGGUGGUCUCGCCUUUUUCAGAAGACAUAACACAUUUAAUGGGAGAUGGGAACACCUUUUGUGAAGAAGUUCACAUGUAGCGAGAGUCAUGAUUGAUCAGCUGUUUACAUUUCUAUAGAAGAACAGGCUGUUUUCUGCGUCUUCCUGUAUAUUUUAAUAAAUCACUAUAAUGUG
Messenger RNA from Sphaeramia orbicularis (orbiculate cardinalfish), 3663 nucleotides. Its product is annotated as RING finger protein 150-like. The coding region runs from base 536 to 1885 and encodes 449 amino acids. The transcript is spliced from 6 exons. The record is from RefSeq and is a predicted model, not a curated record. NCBI's taxonomy places the organism in Eukaryota, Metazoa, Chordata, Actinopteri, Kurtiformes, Apogonidae.